AUGAGUACGAUAAGAAGGUAUCGGAACAUAUCUGCAGGUCUCAAGACGCGCAGGCGCGUAACUGCAGCACACUCAGACAUUCGCUGCACCAAGUCGUCGUCUCGUCGGUCCACGACAGCACUUCAAUGGAGAGCGUCGGCUAAGGCGCACAGUAAAGCAAAAGGAUUUGUGUUUAAAGCACCAAUUUGCAAUACUGGAAAGUCAAAGUCAAAACCCUCAGUGGAUGCGCUAAUGGAACACUUUCAUUCGCUAUCCAAAGCACAACGGUUUAACAUUAUGACUAAAGUGGCUAGCAAGUACACAAAAGAGCUUGAGAUGCUGCUAAAGGCUGCUGAUACUGACCGAGAUGGUUUACUGAGUCACGAUCAAUUACGUGGUCUUCUCACGUCUCGCUUUCGUCUUCGUCCAGUUGCUAGCCUUCAUCCAGUAGCAUCUCUCUCUUCUCGAGCUUUAUCUCCACCAACACGUCGUCAACUUAAGCUUGUGAUGAUCGGCUCUGCCAUCCCAUUCGUAGGCUUUGGACUUGUGGAUAAUUUGAUUCUACUGGUUGCAGGAGACGCAAUUGAGACGCACUUUCACUCAUCUUACGCUAUGUCAAUGCUAUGUGCUGCUGCACUUGGCAAUACGGUGGCUGACGUAGUUGGUCUGAGUUUGGGCGGUGGGAUCGAAUCUAUGGCUCGACGUAUGGGCAUUCCAGACCCCAUGCUUUCCAAAGCUCAAGCCAACAUGUCGAUUACGUUAUGGUGCAAUUUUAUAGCUUCUGCAGGUGGCAUUACACUUGGAUGCUUGAUUGGUAUGAUACCUUUGCUUUUCAUGAAUCACGACGCAUACGAAGAAGAGCAAUCAGAUGGGUGUGUCUGUCACAUUCAAUUCGAGCCACUCACGAUACAGAAGCCAGUCUUUUAUUCUCAGAGCGCUACCAAGCGGUGGCUCGGUGACAAGUCCACAUGGCCUGUAAUUGUGACCUGCGUGGCCGCUGCUGGACUUUGCACAGCGCAGUGUGUGCGCUACUUGGCUGGCCAUCCGGAUGUGAAUUGGAACAAGCAGAAUCGCAAGGAUAUGUUUCGCUACAACGAAGAAGCUGGUGCUGACUGGCAAGCACACCGUCGCAAACUGGCUACGAUCCACAAGAAUGCCAUUAAUGAGUCCAAGGGCCUGAACAAUUAA
Molecule: messenger RNA, 1167 nt
Organism: Plasmopara halstedii
Lineage: Eukaryota; Oomycota; Peronosporomycetes; Peronosporales; Peronosporaceae
Product: transmembrane protein 65-like
Exons: 3
Coding region: 1-1167 (388 amino acids)
Cellular component (GO): mitochondrion
Molecular function (GO): calcium ion binding
Source: RefSeq, a predicted model, not a curated record